This is a messenger RNA of Acipenser ruthenus (sterlet), 8202 nucleotides long. Its product is annotated as connector enhancer of kinase suppressor of ras 2-like. NCBI's taxonomy places the organism in Eukaryota, Metazoa, Chordata, Actinopteri, Acipenseriformes, Acipenseridae. Gene Ontology annotation, cellular component: membrane; cytoplasm. Gene Ontology annotation, biological process: regulation of signal transduction. Bases 284 to 3490 code for a protein of 1068 amino acids. Gene Ontology annotation, molecular function: protein binding. The transcript has 24 exons. The record is from RefSeq and is a predicted model, not a curated record.
AGGUGCUGUACGCGCGCAGCACACAUAGCCUUGACUAUAUUAGAGUAUCACAGUGCGGGAGGUAGGCAGGAGGGGACAUCAGCCACGGCAGCUCAGCUGUAUGUGUGUGUGUGUGUGUGUGUGUGGAUUGCACCAUCAUACCCUCCACAGUACCUACUUUCAACCAUGCUUUGAAAGACUAUCGAUAUCUAUAUCUGAUAUAUGCAUAUACAUUUAUAUUUUGUAUCACUGAUUAAUCAAAGCAUUGCUCAUUUGGCGUGAGUAAAAGAAAGUGACUUCGGCUAUGGCUUUAGUAAUGGAACCUAUUAGCAAAUGGACACCGAAGCAAGUACUGGAGUGGAUGAAAGGACUUGAUGACUGCCUUCAACAGUACAUUAAGAAUUUCGAGCGGGAGAAGAUCAAUGGGGAGCAGCUCCUUCACAUCACCCACCAGGAGCUGGAGGAGCUGGGGGUGACCCGCAUCGGGCACCAGGAGCUCAUUCUGGAGGCUGUGGAUCUGCUCUGUGCACUGAACUAUGGCCUUGAGACAGAGAACCUGCGAACACUCUCCCACAAGCUCAAUGCCUCGGCCAAGAACCUGCAGAACUUCAUCACAGGCCGGCGGAGGAGCGGGCACUAUGACGGCAGGGCCUCCCGACGGCUGCCUAACGACUUCUUGACCUCCGUGGUUGACCUCAUCGGUGCUGCCAAGAACCUCCUGGCCUGGCUGGACAGGUCUCCAUUUGUAAGCGUGACAGAGUAUUCAGUGCUGAAAAACCAUAUUGUUCAACUCUGCCUGGAAUUAACAACCAUAGUGCAACAGGAUUGCACUGUGUAUGAGACAGAAAACAAGAUCCUCCACGUGUGUAAAACCCUGUCUGGAAUCUGUGACCACAUCAUCUCCCUCUCCUCUGAUUCACUCGUCUCUCAGUCUGCUCACCUAGAGGUCGUCCAUCUCACCAACAUCAUGCCCAGCGAUGGCCUGGGGAUGUACAUCAAGUCAACAUACGAUGGGCUACAUGUAAUCACUGGAACCACCGAAAAUUCUCCCGCAGACCUGUGCAAAAAGAUCCACGCUGGGGAUGAGGUCAUCCAAGUCAACCACCAAACUGUGGUGGGCUGGCAGCUGAAGAACCUGGUGAAUGCACUGCGAGAAGACCCCAAUGGCGUCAUCCUCACACUAAAGAAGCGGCCCCAGAACACGCUGACCUCAGCCCCCGCCCUGCUCAAGAAUGUACGCUGGAAACCCCUCGCCCUCCAGCCCAUCCCUACCAGCCCUAACAGCUGCUCAACCACCCCAACCAACACAAUGGGCAUGUCUUCGAAGAUGGACAGCUCUAACAUGCAUGACGUUUUUAUCCUGUCUCCUGUCUCAGGGCUUUAUGGACCCAGGGAAGAGAUGGGCAUCAUGUCCUGUGAUGACAUGAGCAAGUACGGAAUGGGAAAAUCCGGGAUGAAGGGCUCGGAAUCUCCCAGCUACUUCCUGGACCACGAUAGCGGGAAAUACUACACACUGAUGGAGGGGGAGGGCGUCUCGGUGGGGCCAGACUAUGAGCGGGGGAGAUCGACGGGUGUGCGGAGACGAGAGAGGACGCCCACUCACGGUGACCUGAGGCCGGUUUCCAUGCCAACGGAGUACAGCUGGAUAGGAGAGACCAAGGAGCCCAACAUGUACAAGAGGGGGAGCAGAGACUCUGAGAACUCUCUCCUUCGUUACCUGAGUGACGACAAGAUCCUGGUGAUUCAGGAGGAGCCGGAGACCCAGCGUGAGUGUAAGCGGGACACGGGCCGGCGCUCCCGGAAGAAGGGCAAGAACCCCAGCAGCCCCAGCUAUCCCAUCAGCCCCUCCCUGCUGACAUCCACUGUGCGGCUGGACUCGUCCCAGUCAGAGCUGCUGUCCUUCCCUCUGCCCGAGAGCAACACUGUCCCCCUCUACCACAGAGCUGGGGACACGCUGCGAGGAGACUCGGAUCGGUAUGCUAGUUCUGGAAUAGAUAGACAAGGAGUCACAUCCAUGAGGAAGUCAUUUCAUUACGCCUCCUUGAGGACUAAAACCAAAAAGAGAACCAAAGGCUCUCUGACCAGCGGAAGCCGGCGGAGGAUCUCCUGUAAAGACCUGGGCCAUGGCGACUGUGAGGGCUGGCUCUGGAAGAAGAAGGAUGCCAAGGGCUACUUCAUCCAGAAGUGGAAGAAGUACUGGUUCAUCCUGAAGGAUUCCUCACUCUACUGGUACACCAACCAGAACGAUGAGAAGGCAGAAGGGUUCAUCAGUCUCCCAGAGUUCAGGAUAGAUCGAGCCAUCGAAUGCAGACGGAAAUUUGCCUUCAAAGCAUGCCACCCCAAAAUCAAGAGUUUCUUUUUUGCCACAGACUGCCUAGAGGAAAUGAACAGGUGGAUGAAUCGCCUGGGACUCGCGGCUAUCGGCUACACACCUGAUGACAAGGUACCUCGACCUGAUGAAGACUACUGGAGUGAAAGUGACCAGGACGACAUUGAUGGCUCCCUCACCCUGAAACAGGAAGGUCCUUCCUCCACGUGUGACACCUACCAUCGGACCCCCUCCGUGAACUCCUCCAGCCCGUUCCCAGAGCCCAAACAUGGGCGGCACUUCUCAAGCGAGUCGACCUACUCUCAGUCGUCGGCAGAGGACUCCCGUCAGGACCCCACGGGCAGCACGCACUCCUCAGGCUGUCGGUCCUCGUACCGCGAGCGGCGCUCCUGGCAGGACCUGAUCGAGACCCCGCUCACCAGCUCCGGGCUUCACUUCCUGCAGACGGUGCCCUCUGACCCCGAGUACACUGGCGGCCGGCCGGGUAUGUCCCCCGAGCGGCGGAGACAGGCCACCCUGCCCGUGCAGCGGCGCCACCACACAGACCGCGACGGGCCCUUCCCGCUGGUGGGGUGUGAACGAAGCUUCAAUCCCCACCGGCGGGCGCACAAGCAACGCAGCCAGAGCCUGCCACGCAACCGCGACGCACGGUGCAAGGGCAGCGUGCGCCCAGCGGGGCUCUCCGAGGAGAAAUCAGAGGACGAAGAGAUUGAGUUUCGCAAGCAGAAUGGAUCCAGUAAAGAAGAGGGCCAGUGGGAGGAGCGGGAGAGAGACAGGGAGCAGGAGAGCCGCGACGGGCUGCAGGAGCUCUAUAAGACCCUGGAGCAGGCCAGCCUGUCCGCCUUCGGGGAGCAGCGGCCAUCCACCAAGCAGGAGUUCCGGCGCUCGUUCAAUAAGAGGUGCAACGACCCCGUCAUCAACGAGAAGCUGCACCGGAUCAGGGCUCUGCGCAGCACGCUCAAGGCGAAGGAGGGCGACCUGGGCGUGAUUAACCACCUUCUUGACGACCCCAACCUGACCUCGAAGAAGUUCAAGGAGUGGAAGCAGAGGCACCACGAGCUGUUCAUGGACAUUUGUGAGUUCAGCUCGGGGCCCAGCAAGCCUCAAAACGGAGCCUCCGAACUGUCGGCCCUGGCUCCCCUCAUGACACACACCCACUCCUUCAUCGAGACGCACGUCUGAGACACAAGGGGGCGCUGUGGAGCCUGCUGGCAGUUCCUGAAGAACACAAUCAACUCCCUGCCCUCCUUCAGCCUCACCCUUAAAGAGACACUCCCAAACCCCAUACCCACCCGACCCCAACAACCAACCAACCAACCACUGUAAUAUUUGUAAAUAAUGUAUUCAAAACUAAAAGUUAUCCUGUAAAUACAUUGGAUGAAAGAGAAUAGUGCCACAGGAUGCCUAAUACAUGCAUGAAGAGAAAGUAUUAUCCUUAUGUUUUCUUCUUAACAAAAAAAAAAAAAGCAAACAGAAAAAAUAUUUUAGUUGUGCUGUUGUGGAGCACUGUGUGCAUUUUUAUUUAAUUUUAUUCAUUUUUUAAUUUAAUUUAAUUUUAGGCGAUACACAAGAGGCAAUGUAGCAGCAUUAUUGAUGGGGAUUCUCUCCUACCAGUACUAAAGCUUAUAGUGCAACUGCUCUCAUAAACUGCCCACAGAUUUUUAUAUAUAUAUUUAUAUAAUUAUUAUUAUUACUAUUAUUAUUAUUAUAAUUAAUUGUAUUUAAGCGAUAGAUUAAAGGUAACCCAAUAGUAGGAUCUAGGGGCGUCUACCGAAUCACUAAUGGAGGGGACCCCGAAGAACCCUUAUGUUUAACUCUUUACCGGCUAGACAGUUUUCUGAAAAAACUACAUGCAUGACAUUCAAACAUGCACUGGGAAAGUGUAACGAUUCGCAUAAAGCAGCUACUAAAUAAAUCAUUUAAAACUGUGAAUAAAAUCCUUGUGAAUGCAAUCUUCAGAUUCUGGCUAUUCAGAAUCCAAAAAAAAGGGGAAAGAAACGCUUGCUUGAAUCAUCUCCGUUGCUUCAGUCACAAGCCAGUAUUGCUUAGGAAGACAUUCCUAGCUCUGAGCUGAACUCAGGUUUUUGUUCUAUUCUGUUUCUGUUCUGUUCAAGCACCUUUAUGUCAACUAUUGGCUUACAUUCAUACAGCAUUAGCAUACUGUUGAGCGCAUUACAGUCCCUAUGCAUUUGACAACAAGCUCAUGCUUCAUGAAUGCGCCCCAGUACAGCUUCACUUCUCACUAAGCUCCUUCAGACCUCGGAAGGCAGCUCCACUCUCCAGCUGAAAUGAACUGAAGUAACUCCUUCUUGUUUUGUUUUUAAGGGAGAACUGAAACACAAGCAGCUCCCCAUCACAGCUAAUAUACCCUAUCCUCACAUUGCCCUCCGUAGAGUGGGUGCUGAGCUGCCAGCCUACUCCUCCAAAUUCAGACUGUACUUGAGCGCAGUGACCCAGGUAUCAAACUCAUUGAACUCAACGAGAACCAUUGGUAGCAAAUCAUAUUAACUCCUCAUCAGUUCUUUUAAGACAAUUUAAAUACCGUUAUCCCAAUUUUAGAUUAAUAAUGAGACUCUCCGAGUCAUUGUUAUAAUUAGAAUAUAUUCCCAUAGCGUAUACAGCCUUCAUUAAAGGGAAGGCCAGAGAAAGUGUGCCAUACAAACCUCUGGACAACAGAAAUUAGCCGGUGUUCAUACUGAUGGUUCAAGUGAAACGUACUUUGGAGAAGUGUUUCAAAUUAUUUAGCUUGUAUAGAAAACGUUUUUUUUUAAGACAAAGCUAAUAAAUGAUUGUAGUAAAUUAUCUUGAAUUCAUUGCUAAAUUCUUAUUGAAAGAACAGUUCUUCACAGGAAAAGCGUGUUUGAAGUAAUUAACAACAGCCACAUUCAAGCCCUUUGUCUGGCUGUUAGGGGAAAUGAACAUCACUCAAGGGUGUUUAAAAAUCAAACAAAACUUGACUUCAUUACCAAGAUACCUUUGUUGUCUUCAUCAUGACUUUGUUAAGUGCCACGACUACCUUGUAAAGAAUAUUGAGGCCCCAGAAAGAGGUAAAACACAGACUUGUGUGUUGGCUGCUGAAAGAGUUGCUUACCUCGGUUUCUGUCCAGCCCAGUCGUACAUCUGGUAGUGACAUUGUUAGUGGGUUUGAAGCUUCCUUCUGCAUUGCUGUUGGGUUCUACAUGCAGUAUGUGAUGAGUGCAAAGAGCUCAUACAGUGUAGCAGCGCACUGGCCCCGUACAGCAGCUUCAUCUUCUUUACACCCUGCUCUAAGACAGUCACCACACACAGUACCAUCCCAUAUCUCCCAGCUGCUCGAACGAUGAGCUCCACAGCUGUGUCCGUUCAGCUUGCAUUGAGCAGGCAGUUAGGUACAGGCACAAGGCCAUGCGCAUCUCCUCCAAAAGAAGCCAUUUAACCCAAAGACAAAGUAGUAUUUCUACAGUGCACAGCAUGUACACCAGCUAAUAGGUGAUUGUGCCAUACUGUCAUUCUAACCACACAAUCAGAUUUCAAACAUUAAAAGUGAACUGAGACAAUGUGUACAAAAAUGUACCAUAGAAUUGGGCUUAUUUCAUUUCGGUCUUGAAAGCAAAGUGCAAUGCUACUACUCUACAAUGAGAUUUUAAUAUCGGUUAUGUUUUAACACAAAAAAAAACUUUCUUCUUCCAUAAAUCUUACCAGUGGUUGUGGUUUUGAAAGAAACACAUUGUAGUGAGCUGGAUGGAAGUGGAAUGAAAUUCAGUUGUCAGCUACAAUCACUUUAAUAUCUUAAAUGAGAAAGACUUCUAGUCAAAAGGCUUGUCAAGCUUUCAUUUAGUAGUAUUACAUAUUGUACCAUUGAGUGGUUUCAUGUAGCAUCAAGGAAUCAUGUUGCUGAGUUCAGUUCAGUUCAAGCGUGCUGGGGUGUGCAUCACCCGAUUAUGCAAUGGAAGAGAAAGAGUGAGAACCUUUCAACAAUGUAAACUAAACCAGAAUGGGCUUCUAACACUGUCCUUUGAGCCACACAGGCUGACCAAAUAUUGAAUGUGCAUCAGUAAUAAUCCUGGUAGGCUGGCCAUUAUAUUCUCGUUGUAGUCUCUAGCAUCUAUAAGUAUAAUGAGGUUUUAUGUGUAAGGUACUAAUACACUGAAUGCUGAAUGUAUUGAAAAUGAUGUAAAGAUUUUAUUAGUGAGUCACAGAAAUGACCAUCCACACAAAUUUAAACCACACUUAAAUCUGAAUUUAACCAUCCUUUAUAAUAAAAAAAAGAUGACAGUGAACUUCAAGAUGUUGAUAGUAAUGCCAAGUCCAACCUAUUCUGUUUUAUUUUUUAUUUUUUUAUUACAGUGCAAUAUUAUUUAUUUAUUUUUUUUCACGGUUAUGUUUCAGCCUAGUUGUGCAGAAAUGAAAAUUACUCCUGUGGUUUGUGAUGGAAAUCUUCCAGUGGGAAGAACCAGAGGCAAAUGAUGUAUUACCCUAUGUGUUACCGAGUGCCAGUAAUGCAAAAGAUGUUAUACCACAUGUCAUGACUAAUGUAUUUCACCGCACAUUUUGUGACGUCAGUAAUAGAAUAUGCUGGAUCUACGAGGUUGCUGUGCAGGCAGGUAGUUAAAAUUGACGACAAUGGUGCUACUGCAAGCUAUCUGAAUUUGAAAAGCAUUUCAAUCCAGCAUCAUGCGGCAGCUUUGAAUAUCUUUUAAAAGAAAACUGAUGUAGAAAUGACCCCUUUGAAGGGCUGAUGAACCUUAAUACACCAGAACAACUAUGUAGUGACCAAAAACUGGAAAUUGAAUCAAAAAUGACAUGUGGUAAAAAGAUGAAUGCAUGGGCUGUUGGAAGAUUUUAUCCCACUUGGGGCAGAUAGCGGUUAUGCAAUUAUGGGAGCUCAUUGGCCCUGUUCAAAGAAGCUUGAGGAGUUUAUACAUAUGUGUCAAAAUAUUAUAAAACACCAAAUAUUUCUUACUGGAACUGCAGUAUAGACACUUUCCCUGGGACACCCAAACUGUGGGUCCAAUAUUUGUUUGACAAGGCUGUGAAGGCAGUUUCCCCAGCACUGCCAUGCACACUAUCUGAUCUGACCCUCAAGAUGCUGUAUGCUUCCAUGCUGUGACUGCCUGCUGGGCCCAGCCUUUAACUGGGAGGAAAAGUGGGUCAUUUCCCCGGGGAGGCAUUUAGCUGUAAGGGAAAAUAACAUACAGGACUGUCUAGUUUAUUACACCACUGCCAGCCACUUGGUUGUUAAUCAUUUGUCUUUAUGGAUGGGUGUUGCAGAAUAUAUUGGUAAACACUUGAACAUUUUCAUGAAUUAAUAUGCUCUGCUCACAAAAUCAGUUUGGAAACAGACAUAAAUCUGAGUCAAGAGCAGCUGUGGGUUAUUUAACAGCAUGCCUUGGAGUUAGAAGUGGAGUGCAUUCUCUAUAAAACCAAUCCCACUGUUAAUUAGUGACUCUUUCUGGGAGAAGUAGGACUGAAGCAUUUGCAGCAACCCCCAGUACGCUGACACAAAAAGUUUAUUUGAGGCUGGAACUGGCACUGCCAAGAUAUAUUUCUGAGACUUUUAGUUUCAUCACGGAAUUACUCUUCAUCUAUAACAGAAAUCAUUUGCCAGUUGAAUUGCUGUAUGUUGUGACUUAUUCCACCAUGCUAUUUCUUCUCUUUACAAGAAUUAUAGAUUUUCAUUUUAGGCACAGACUGUCACAUUGUCUCUUUCUUUUCAUGUGUCUCAAACUUAAGAAAACUGUACGAAUGGGAUUCCACUGUGUGUUAUUUUCGGGGUGUAUACCCCAUGGUACAUUGCACAGAUGUGUAAGAUGUAAGUUGCACUGCGACAUUAAAAAAAGGAACAUAUUGCUCUUUUUUCAAAGAUAUUAUUAACUGUUAUUCUGUACAUUGACUGAUUUAAAAAAAAAAGAAAA